AUGCCUCGCCAUCGCCACGGAAUGGCCUUCUCUCUGCCAGAACCAGUCGAGGUUCCGGUCUUGCACGCUGUGCUCGUGGUGUUGCCUCGCCAGUCUGCUUCCUCCAAGAGCCAGAAAGAAUACAUCAUUGCUCAAGGACAGGCUGGCCAUUGGAUGCUUGACGUGCUGCUCGCCCACUUCUUGGACAUUCCGCCUAUGGACGCCAAGACCUGGUACCUCUAUAUUCACCGCUUCAUUGGAAACUAGGUAUAGGUUCUGCUAUGUUGGUGUUUCGAUUGGUUCACUGCUAAUCACCCAUGGACGACCUAAAUACCUCCAUGUCGACGACGCUGAGCCCACCUUGUCGCUUCAGGGAGGUUAUUCCACACGACACAAUCCUUGAAUUUUUACGCCCUCUUUUGUACCAAUCAAUUGGCCGUGCUCUCGUCCAGAGCUGUCCUCGGCAGUCGCCGUGCAUGGCUGUCUCCAAUUGAAGUUGUGUUCUUCUCGGGAAUCGGCACAAAUGGCUCCAAGCCUGCAAUCAAACUUCCGUCCCUGACAGGUUUGGCCAUUUCUGCGUCGCGUGGCAGACCAAUCCUGCCUCACAGACCGAACCUUGCCAUGCCUUGCCGACCCUGCCUGCGAACUGACCCUGGGUUAUGAACUAGGUACCACUUCCUACAUCUGCAGAUCGUGCUUGGAAGGUUGCAAACAAGGCUCGCACCUUCUCAUCAACGCGAACUGCGCUGUGAUUCUGAUCUCUAGUAGGUUACCAGUCCUCCCCACUUCGGAGCGUCAUAAGACUGUCAACCGACCUUUGUUUGUGCAUAGAAACGAAAGGAAGCAGGUUAUGCGUAUGCACUAUGCAGUGGCGUGGAUGACAAGCUCGAGCAUUCCCUCUGCCUUGGUUCUCCAGCUUGCUCUGUCGUAUCCUCACGACGCUUCUCGACAUCAUGGAUAUUCAUCGCAAGAACGCUGUUUGUAGGGUCAGAUUGGAGCGGCCUCUCAGCUACCUGACUCCAGCAGCAUCCAUUGCUGUGAUUGCCUCGCCCAGGGAAUGACCUGCGUCACUAAGCUUCCUCCUUGCUGACACCGAUGGUCCCAUCGCUUGACAAUCCCUGCCCAAGAGCGCUCUCCUUUCUGCGAGAUUGCCAGUCCCCAAGCACCGACCAGAGCCGCAAGAUCCCAAGACCCACCGUCAGCGAGACUGAUUAAGAUCUUUUGUCAAUCUGCAAGCACAGUCCGACCACCACCUUUUGCAAGCUCUUGGCGUUGAUCAUUGUGUGCCCUUCCCGGGACUCUGGUUCACACAUCGCUGCCGAUUACGCGGAGUGAAAGUCAGGUCAAAGCCCAGGCUUAUCUGCCAUUGCCCUUGUCAGCCCAUUGCAAUGGCCACCAGAUCUCGUCGGCAUCGUCACAUCAUGCGAGUUCAGGGCAGGCUUCACUUUGGCCCCUUCGACGACAGUCUCAUACUGGCAAGUCAGACUCGAAGCAUGCGACAUGCUUAGGUCCCCCCUUGAAACAUCGUGGCUGCGGGAAGGCGACAAAAAUCUGCUCUAGCCAUGGCAUCACCAACUGAGUUCCUGUUUUUGCGAGAGUAUGCCUCAAACUCAGAUUAGCAGCCUUGCAGGACAGUCUAUCCAUGGCCACAACGCCAGCAUCCCCGACAAAUCAUGGCCCUCGGCCUCCCAGAAAAUAUUGCGCCUUGGGCUGUGACACCACCGGAGGAGCUACCUUUCCCGAGCCUUCGUCCUCCUGCGAAACCCAUGCUACCCUGGGAUCGGCUGGUUAGGCGUCAUUUACCUAUGCUCCCGCCUAUAUGUGUGCGUUCGGUCUGUCCCUCUGACCUCUGCGAUGACAUGUCCGGUUCCCGGAUCCCGUCCAUGCUGUGACGGGCGUCCUACGUUGAAUCCUCGUUUCGCCGAUGAGCAAGAUUCCUAUCUCAGCGAAUGCCCGUGUUCAAGGGCAAGGUCUCUGCCGGUCAAUUUCACCGACGGGGACCUUGUUGCGACUUUUAUGCCAUCAAACCCUCGAGGCUCAAGGAGCGCACCGAACCCGACAUGAAUGUCAAGUUCUUCCGACCAUCAAACCCUAUCUCCAGACGAACUGUUUCAGGGCCUCGCUGCCACAAUGGCUUCUUGGCUUCGGGUGAUUCGAUUUUCUGGUAUCAGUGUCGCUCUAGCAGCUUUUACAACCUGUACGAUCGUUACUACUCUUCUGCGGAGAUUCUAUUCUUACCCUGCCGCUCUGCCGACCUAACUUUGGAAGCUCUCAUCUCCUGACUGGAGGUCCACGGGUUCAUGCCAACACCGCUGUCGACACCACCCCGGCGUUUGGCGGCCAGUCCCUCUUCCCCGUGCCAGUGUGGGUAUCUCAGUCUCUGGGGCCCCAGCACGCAUAAUUGGUCGUCCCGGACAGUUUUCCCUCUCAAGGCCAUUGCCGUUUGAAGCCCUGUGAGUGCACAUGGGAGAACCCUGGAUGAUCGACGAGGCGCGAGUCUGAACAGCAAGGUCACCGGCGUUUGCGGGCGACAACGACAACAAUAAGAACAAGUGACGGGCAUAGCCCAAAGGGGUCUUGUCAACGUUCGACACCGCCUAUAAUCAAAAGUCAGCAACCGAGACCUAUGUCGAGCCCGAGCGCAUGGCCUGUCCCUCCAAGCUUCAUGUGCAAGUCCGUCGGUUGGUCUCGUGUUGUUCAGCUUGGGUUGUUGACCAAGAUAGAGCGUUAUUUCUCUCUCGUACUCACCCGAAAGAUCUUUCCCGCAGAGUGCCCAGCCCGGCAACAUCACGUUGCCCGGGUUGGUGCCCUCAACGCCGAAUACGUCGAGCCCUCCGGAGUCAUGCGGAUGGACAAAGCAGCCAUCCAAGCAUUAGAACUCCUCCGCAACUCGCGGUGCGUUGGUUAGCAAGCAGUGGUGGAAGAUUUGUUUUUCGACGGUCUAGCUGCAAGUGAUGGAAAAGUCGUCCUUUUUCGACGUGGGAUCCGGAGAGCUGGCGUUGGCUCACGAAGAACGUCCUCCAGCCGAUGACGAACGGGGAGGAGAUCAACCUCCACCACGACGCGGUGGAGAUUCUGUGUGGCGAUGAAGAUGUGUUCCGGAAGCUGAGAGAUUGGUUGAAGGGGUUCGAGAGACCUGUGUAUUGGACUUCUUUGCCAUCAAAGCGCUAGUGGCUGAGACCUCUGGCCAACUGCUGUUGCUUGACGGUAGUCUUGGAACCACCCUCGAAACAAUCCAUGCCGUUAAAUUCUCCGAGUCGACGUCCCUGUGGUCUUCCCACUUUCUUUUGACGGGUUUGCACUUUGCAGAGGUGGUGCGGAACACGACCAUGCCUGCAGGACCGUUGCAUUCUUCUGAUCGGUCGGCUAGUCAUCGGCACAGAGGCCAGGGCUCUUCAAGGCAUACCCGUCAAGGAGAUAGAUGCAGAUUUUGGCCGUGGCUCAUCUGUGGGCGCAUCUGAUUUCCCCUUCUGAAUUCCCCAAGGUCUUAUGGACGAGCAAGUGCGAAGCGUUGAGCGCCCGAACACACCACCUAGGCAACUGUCCAGUCAGCACCGUCGAACAUGGCACCCCCGUACAGGCUGUCAAGAUUGCAGCGUGGUUGCGGGACCCUACAACAGCCAGCAAGUGAAUUUGUUCUGGCCAAAUGUCAGACCUUUGGUCGCAGAAGGGCUUGCCGUCAGCAGAUCGGAACAUGAAGGCUACUCUACUGCUUUCAAGCUUGUGUCGAAAACCAAGUCUGCUGCAAGGAUUUACUCCGGCGCGUGCUGAUAUUACCAUACGCGAAUUACCGCAGUCCACUUCGGAUCGUUCCUGCGGAGCGUUGACAAUUCCGUACGAACAAGCACAACAUGCUCUUAUCGAUGAGAUGCUCAGGCAUCACCGCGAGGCCAACCUCAGGCAGCACCUACUCGACUGAGUCCCUCAGACGUCAACCUUUCAGAACGACGACACGAUUGCGCGCAGCAACCAAUUGCAGCUGAGAGAGGUCCGACUUAAGGUUGAGUCGCGUGUUCGAUUGCGUCCACCUUGAGCUUCUGCUGGCCAGUAAGAUGGGUUUUGGGAGCCUCAUCGGAGUCACCCAAACGUUACCCAUUCAGAACCGUGACGUGCUCGGUGAGACCUUGGCACAGGUCCACUGUUCUUGUCAUUUGCAAACUACGAGUUGACCUUUGUCGCAACGUUCGACGUUCUCAGAGCCCCCAGCUCUUUGGCAUCCCAGCAGGCAUGAGCAUAGGCAAUAAAAACCUGUUUGAGCUUCCAAUGAGAUGGGGAGGUCCAGUCCUACGGCCACCGACCGGACCAGUCAUCUUUGUUGAUCCACCGUCGCCCGUUCCUGAUCAUACAGCUUCGAGGCCACCGGAGAUGCGACCCCGUCUCUUCGGGGCUGUGACACACCGACUGUGGCGGUCAAGACAACCGCCAACGAGGGCAACAGCAAGUCGGAAGAUCAACGCCGUCCGUCUACCUAUGGCAUGUUUCCUUGUGUUUGCUAUCCCACCGCUCACCCAGAUGAUCGCCAGUUCUUCAUCGACGGUGUAUUCUUGCAGAUACAGAAAUCCAAUUCCCUCUUCAAAUGGGAUCCACGAACCCCUACAUGCCGCAGUGUGCCGUAAAAUGCCCCCGGGGACUUUGUCGCCCCAUCGUUGGUUCUGGAGCAGACUCCCUUUUGAGUAUCGCUACUUAACAUCGCUUUCGAGCAUCCUUUCGAGCAUCCUUUCGGGUAUCUUUUCGACCAUCCUUUCAAGCAUCCUCUCAAGCAUCCUUUUUAGCAUUCUGUUCAAGUAUCCUUUCCAGCAUUCUUUUCAAGCAUUUAUUUGACAAUUAUCUCUUUUCGGGCACACAAAAUUCUCAAACCCACCAGGCCUUCGUCCAAGUCAUUUCCUAGGGAGUCGAUAUCAACCACACCUUUCCGCGCUCUACAGGGGCAUUGGAGAAUCACUCCAGCAGCCUCGAUCCGAAUGCUUAUAUUUCAACGGGAAUUGGGGAGCAUGCAGCGGCUCUGCAAGAUUUGUGUUUGUGGUUC
Podospora bellae-mahoneyi is the source of this 5005-nucleotide messenger RNA. RefSeq lists its product as uncharacterized. The coding region runs from base 1 to 246 and encodes 81 amino acids. Lineage: Eukaryota; Fungi; Ascomycota; Sordariomycetes; Sordariales; Podosporaceae. The record is from RefSeq and is a predicted model, not a curated record. The transcript is spliced from 9 exons.